Messenger RNA from Haliotis rufescens (red abalone), 1173 nucleotides. Its product is annotated as sex-determining region Y protein-like. The record is from RefSeq and is a predicted model, not a curated record. The transcript is spliced from 3 exons. NCBI's taxonomy places the organism in Eukaryota, Metazoa, Mollusca, Gastropoda, Lepetellida, Haliotidae. Bases 1 to 1173 code for a protein of 390 amino acids.
AUGCGCGGAGUCAUCGGGGCAAUGCGUGGAGAUGCGGGAAAACAGCGGGAACUAUGCGUGUCGUAUGUGACACUGCGGGACAUUGCGCAGCAGCAGACGUACAAGCAGCAUAAGCAGCAGCAGACGUACAAGCAACAUAAGCAGCAGGGGACGUACAAGCAACAUAAGCAGCAGGGGACGUACAAGCAAUAUACGCAGCAGCGGGGGACGUACAAGCAACAUAAGCAGCAGCAGGGGACGUACAAGCAACAUAAGCAGCAGCGGGGGACGUACAAGCAGCAUAAGCAGCAGCGGGGGACGUACAAGCAGCAUAAGCAGCAGCAGGGGACGUACAAGCAACAUAAGCAGCAGCAGACGUACACGCAACAUAAGCAGCAGCGGGGGACGUACAAGCAGCAUAAGCAGCAGCAGCAGACGUACAAGCAACAUAAGCAGCAGCAGCAGACGUACAAGCAACAUAAGCAGCAGCAGACGUACAAGCAUCAUAAGCAGCAGGAGACGUACAAGCAACAUAAACAGCAGACGUACAAGCAACAUAAACAGCCCGAGACGUACAAGCAACAUAAACAGCAGACGUACAAGCAACAUAAGCAGCAGCAGACGUACAAGCAACAUAAGCAGCAGACGUACAAGCAACAUAAGCAGCCCGAGACGUACAAGCAACAUAAACAGCAGACGUACAAGCAACAUAAGCAGCAGGAGACGUACAAGCAACAUAAGCAGCAAACGUACAAGCAACAUAAGCAGCAGACGUACAAACAACAUAAGCAGCCCGAGACGUACAAGCAACAUAAACAGCAGACGUACAAGCAACAUAAGCAGCAGCAGACGUACAAGCAGCAUAAGCAGCAGCAGACGUACAAGCAACAUAAGCAGCAGACGUACAAGCAACAUAAGCAGCAGACGUACAAGCAACAUAAGCAGCAGCAGACGCAGCAGCAGGGGACGUACAAGCAACAUAAGCAGCAGGGGACGUACAAGCAACAUAAGCAGCAGGGGACGUACAAGCAAUAUAAGCAGCAGCGGGGGACGUACAAGCAACAUAUGCAGCAGCAGACGUACAAGCAGCAUAAGCAGCAGGGGACGUACAAGCAAUAUAAACAGCAGCAGCAGCAGACGUACAAGCAACAUAUGCAGCAGCAGACGUACAAGCAACAUAAGCAGCAAAAGUAG